Messenger RNA from Dermatophagoides farinae (American house dust mite), 976 nucleotides. RefSeq lists its product as uncharacterized. NCBI's taxonomy places the organism in Eukaryota, Metazoa, Arthropoda, Arachnida, Sarcoptiformes, Pyroglyphidae. The record is from RefSeq and is a predicted model, not a curated record.
UUCACGGAUUUUUGAUUAUUCAUUUUUGAAAAUUAUUAGUUGUGAAAAAAAAUUUUUUUUCAUUGUUGUCACAAUUAUAAUAACAGCUUUACUCAAAUGAAGAUUGGCAUUAUAGCCAGGAAUUUUCGAAUCACUAAAUUCUCACGUUUUUGCCAUUCUGGCCAAUUUGUUAUUAUUAUUAUUAUUCUCAAUUUGUGUUUUUAUUCUCGUCGCUACAAUACUGAAAACUAUAUUUGGCUAUUCAGAGAUAAUCAGAUCACAUUCAAAUCAUAUUGAUCAUCGUCAUAAAUAUAUCAUUUGAUUAUUCAAAUGGGUCAUUCUGUUAUUUUUUCAGAUCAUCAAUCUUAAUGAUAAUAAAUAGCAAAAAAUUUUGAAUUUUUUUCUCAUUAUCAUCGUCAUCAUUGUUGUUGUUGUUGUUGUUAUUUUUUCAUUAUACAACCUGAUAUCAAACAUAACUCAUGAUAAAUGUUGAAAAUUCCAAAGAUAAUCAUAACAAAUGUGGAUGAAGAUCCAUCAAUCAAAAAAGAAUUGAAAAGAAAAAAGCUAUUUGAAUUAUGCGCAAUCAUCGGUAUUAUAGUAAUAAACUGGAUUAUGGUAAUAAGUAAAUCAUGUUUCAUAUUUGGUGUGUUGUCCGGCAUAAUAACAACAUUAAUUACAAUUAUACAAUAUAUAUUGUUCAUUAAAACACAUUUUGCCGUACAUUUUGGCGCCAAACGCCCAACAGAUGAAACAAUGAUAGAACAUGGUCAUCAUCAUCAUCAUCAUAAUUAUGAAAAUCCAUCCAUAUUUUCAUUACGUUGGAUAUUAAGUCGAAUAGCUAAAUGGAGAAAUUUUUUCUAUCAAAUACAACAACGACGACGAUGGAAAAACAACAACAACAACAACAACGUCAAACAGCAAAGUAGCCACAUUCGAUUCUCUCAUUAUGACAUCCAUUAAACACUUAUAACAUCUGGGCAAAUCGAUUUUUCAUUUC